CUGUGGUGCGCUUGAAAUAUUUGCGCGCAAAACGGUUAAACCUGACAAAGUUUCUGGAGAAGAAGCGCCAUCUGGUAUUGUGCCGUAUGAUGUUCGAAUUGGAAUAGCCAGUUCCUGCCUUGUAACACGUUUCUUUACUAAGAGCUUAAAGUACUGCGAGUUCAACUUGUUUAAAAUGAUUUAGAUAAGGUGACUGCAGUUCUGCCUUAAGUUUAUUGUCGCACACAUUAUAGACUCUGUUAGUCAAAACUAACCUUCUGGUCUAAUUCAGUCCAACCUGUUUCAGUAUGAAAAGCUGAUUUUAUAAUAUUCCUAAAAUUUGAUCAACUUUAUUUACUGCCGAUCUGAAUCAGACCAACAGUCCAUCCCGCUCAAAAAUAAAAAUAAUUCUUGUAAAGCAAACGAAUUUAAAAAGUGCUGCGGAUUUUAUCAACCGCGGUUAAUGAAUUGAUGUUGUUCUAUCAGUACCUACAUCAAGAAAUUUCAGUGCAAAGAGGUACCUUACAGGGGUGCUAAACGUAAGGACUGCAGGACCACCGCUAAGUACACGUUUCACGCUGUAUAACAACAUGCAUUCUUUCGUAGCAGCAUCCUUUCUUAGACGAUACGUGACAUUAGCCUCUGAACUGUGCAUAUAUAUAUGUAUAUAUAUAAAUGAUUUUCAUGAAAUAUCUGUUAUAACUGAGAUCGCAAUACAUUCAAAGUAGUUUUGAUAUUGAAUAGACCCUGAAAAUGAUUAAAACAGACUCCCUGGACAACUUAGCUUCUUCUCAAUUUAAGAAUUUGAAAAAGAUUGCGGCCUGCUCUAGUUUAUUAAUUAAAGCAGGCCGCAAUGUCUUAGUUAGAGUUUAGAGUUAGUAAAGUGAUUAAAAUCGGCCUUGAUGUUAUUAUUUUAAAAGCAAGCCUCCCGAUGGCCGAAAGCAUUUUCUUCUAGACGUAAGUUGUAUUACUGGCAACUGUCCAAUGCAUGUGUAAUUAAUAUACAUAAAAUUAUAGACCAAAUAAGAGUGAGGAUUAUUUUUUCCGUUAUUAUAUAUAGUUGACAUCCGAUUUUAUACUUGAGUAACGGCGCUUAUAUAAUAAUAUGCAUUCUAAUUUAUCGAAGUAAAAAGCCCUCUGACAAUUAAAUGUCAGACCUAAGACAAAAAAAAUGCCGUUUUCCUUUUUGAAAUUUUUUUUAUCAGCUGCGGCACUUCUCCAUUAUUGUCGGCAAUCGUUCAUUUCUACGACAAAUAUGUAUUACCAUAUCAUAUUGUAAUAUUUUCUCCUUAAUUAAUUAGUUAUCAUAGCUUAAUUUUGGCUCAACUGUCAGUGCUAUUACAAACGACAGUAGUUUUUGGCUCUUCUGCUGCUUGCUGUAAUAGCAGACAAAUUUUGUUUUUUUUUUUGUGAAUAGAAAACAGUUUACAUUUUUUAAAAAAAGUAUCAUUAAUUUUUAUUCACUAGAAAUAUAUGAGAUUAUCCUAUUGGUGAACCUGUCAAUUCGUCUGCGUGCGUAAAUUGUGAAUAUCAUUCAAAACGAAAUACAUGACCGAAGUAUUAGGCCACCUAAUAACACGUAUGACUAAUUUCUUGGAUGGUGACUGGUUGUUUGAGAUUGUUGUCUGCUGUUGGUUUAGAAUAUUAUCUCCUAAAAGCCGUUAUUCUGAUAUAAUGUCAAGAAAAAAAAUUUGAUGAGAACGCAAUAUGACGUGCUAUAAUCUUUACAUUUUGACACAAAAAGAGACCGAUCUCACCAACUUGCUGAGCAUUUAUUUGUAAAUUUUGUUUUUUGAUUCGUUUUUUAGGAGAAGAUGCAAUAUGUCUGAAUCAGUUUGUGAAGUGAGUACUGUCUAAGUAGCGUUGGAGUUCCACUAGAAAGAAAUGCGAACGGCCGUAAUUGCUAUACAAUGGCUUUUGCCAGAGCGCAUCACCAAACACCGUUAUUUCGCUCAGUUUAUUUUCUACCCUUCGCUUGCAUACAACAUUAUUAUGGCAAAAUUCACGAAUCGGCGAUGGUAUGAUCGCAUCGAUGACACAGUAAUUCUCGGGGCUUUGCCAUUUCCAUCCGUGACUAAGCAGCUUGUUGAAACUGAAAAUGUCAAGGGUGUAGUUAGCAUGAACAAAGACUUCGAACUCAAAUGGUUCACUCCAGGCGCUGAAGGGUGGAAUAAGCUUGGAGUAACGUUUCUCCAAUUGCCAACACAGGAUAUUUUUGCGGCACCGGAUGGAGACAAACUUCGAGAUGGAGUUGACUUCAUUAAGAAAAUACGUCAAUCAAAUCCCAAUGGAUCCGUCUAUGUACACUGCAAGGCAGGAAGAACACGCAGUGCGACGCUCGUUGGGUGUUACCUUAUGGAACGUCGUGGUUAUACUCCAGAAGAAUGUUUUCGCUUAAUGCAAAGUAAACGGAAGCAUGUUCUACUUGAUACGCCUCAAUGGAACGCAUUGCAUGCAUAUUUUGUACGGUACAUUAAGCCCAAGAAUUUUUAGGCAACCCGUCGUAGCUUCUCUCGCCUUGCAGUUUGCCAUUAAUUAUUUGCUAUGUGUAAUUUUGUGAAACUGUUGAAGUGAUGAAAAACUCUAGAAGUUUUUGUGAUACUUUUAAUACAGCAUAGCCAGUAUUUUAUGAUAUAAAGGUUAUUAAAGAAAUACGAAUGAUAUACUAAAUCCAGAUUUUGAACGAUAGAUUAGAACGUUUGCUUACUUGUGUAAUACUGUCUACAUUAUCUAAAUGGGAAAAAGUACAUUAACACAACGAUUUUGUGACAAGCGUAAAAUGGCAUUACUACAAGCAAGUACGCUGUGAUAUCAUCUAUUAGAGAAAGCAAGCCAUGUUUCGGUUAAGACAUUGACAUCGGUUUAAAAUCAUUCACGUUCCUUAUUAUGUAUUUUCAACAUCUUCUACCAGGUUAAAAGCGCAAUUGAAAAUAUCACUCACCGGCACGAGAAAAUAGUUCUAACUCUAGAUACUGUUAUACCUGUGGCAAUUUGCUGCUAUUAAGUUGAUGUCAAAAAGAAAUUGGUAGUCUUUCUUCUAAAAAAAAAUGAAUUAAACUGUUAUAAUGGCGAAGCCAGUUGUAACUGGAGUAAUUAAUAAAACAUGUACAUUUAUUUAUGUCAGUAGGAAAUGACUAACCUGUAUAUAGCAUAAUGCUUCUCUUAGUGAUAAAGCAGCAAAUUGUCCUGACACUCUUCGGCCAGAAACGAAGUACUUCAUAUAACGGCCGCCGUCAAAUGUGUUUCUAAGCUUCAAAAUUAUCUGCAUUGUGGGCGGGCAAACAUACCCAACUACCAUAAACAUGAAAAAAUGUUUCGUAUAA
Varroa destructor (honeybee mite) is the source of this 3302-nucleotide messenger RNA. Its product is annotated as phosphatidylglycerophosphatase and protein-tyrosine phosphatase 1-like. Gene Ontology annotation, molecular function: phosphatidylglycerophosphatase activity; phosphatidylinositol-4,5-bisphosphate 5-phosphatase activity; phosphoprotein phosphatase activity. Gene Ontology annotation, biological process: protein dephosphorylation. The record is from RefSeq and is a predicted model, not a curated record. Lineage: Eukaryota; Metazoa; Arthropoda; Arachnida; Mesostigmata; Varroidae.